UGUGUGUAUAUAGAAAUACCAAAUGGCAGCCUUAACGUUUGUCUCUGCCUGCUGUCUCUUAACGUCUUCUGUACUAUCUAUCUGCUCCAACAGGCAGAAUCCAUACAUCUGAAAAAAACCAUCAAACGUCUAAAAAUGUCAACACUUUUAUUUGAAAGAUAUCAAUAUGAAUCAUGACCUAGUGGAAAUGUUCAGAGAGAAACUAGACAGCUUCACCAUCUCAGAUUACCAUGGCCUGAACAGUCCAGGUCUGACAUGCUAUUUGAACAGCGUGCUUCAGGUGCUUUUCAUGACCGAGGACUUCCGGGAGGCUGUGAAACGAUGCUGCAGUAAAGAUUCAACAACCAUUGACACACAGCUGAAAAUACUUUUUGCUGUUCUCCAGAGAAGUAUGGCCAAAACGCAUAACGUCCUAAACAAACUGGGGAUCACCAACGUAUAUGAGCAACGUGAUGCUGCAGAGUAUUUUGAGAGGAUCCUGUGUUGGACCAGUCCGGAGUCAGCCAAGAUAUUCAAGGGAGAGCUGAAUUACAAGACCGAAUGCCUCAGGUGCAAAGAGAGGAACGAUUCCAGGAGCUCUUUUUGGUUUCUGCCACUUGCAGUGGAAGAUUUGCUCCCUCAAACCUACAGCGUGGAGGAAGGGUUAAAAGCAUUCUUCAAGGGAGAAAAAGUCUGCGGGGACAACAAGAUGUUCUGCAACCGGUGCAAUAAAAAGCGAGAUGCAGACUUGGGAUGUGAGAUAACACACAAUCCAGAGAUUCUGACCCUCCUGCUGAAAAGAUUCAGCUUUGACUACAAGCGCAGGUGUUACGUCAAGCUUCACUGCAACGUGGACGUCCCCCAAACUUUACACAUAAAGAGUUGCAAAUACGACCUCUACGCUAUAGUUAACCACUUUGGUAAUCUAACUGGAGGCCAUUAUACUGCACAUAUCAAAUCUUUUGAAACUCACGUGUGGUAUCACUUCAAUGACGACAUUGUUAACAGGGUCAAACAACCACUGUUUGGGGCUGGAGACAAGCCUUUAAGGUCUUAUACAGUUUACCUCCUCAUGUACAGGAAAGUGAGCAAAGACCCUGAAAAACCUGAUGAAGUCAACCGGGAGGCUCUCUGCCUACAUUCAGAUGUUGAGGCUGAAAUGAGACAUGAUAAGGCAGAGAGAGGAGAUGCUCUCGUUCCUCAUCAUCAAAUGAAAGAUGAAAGCUGCAAUGGAGGCGGAAAGAUUAAGCAUUUGAAUGACAAGAUAUUAAAGAAGAUUUGCGCUGAUACCGUUUUGAAGAAACCUACCAGCCUUUCUGGGGAAUUGGAAAAACAGCCUAGCCAGAGAGCAAUAUGUUUGAGGACACAUAAAGAGAGUUUUCUUUAUACAGACACUGGAGCAGAUGGAGACAGUUUGCAAACAAAAAGGACACAUUUUGAAAUGCCAAAAAAAGAUGGAAGACCAAAAAGUCACGAGCCAAUCAGACAGCAAUUUGAUGCAAACUCAGAGGAGCACAUGUGGAAUCUGAAAACCAGAGGGACCCCCACAACACACCAGUUAGGCUGUAUGUCAGAGCAAAACCAUUCAUCCCCAAAUAAAAGACUAUCCAGGAAAACACAGAACAAUAUUGUUGCAGAAACUAGGACAAGUAUGACUGACAGUACAAGAAAUAUCACCAAACCUGUAGAAACUACAGAUGUAAAAAACAAAAGGGCAGCAGUAGCAGAGGUAAAAAAAGAAGGAUUUAGUCCUAAACAGAAAAGAGGCCUUGGUAUGUGUGCAAAAAUGUGUGAUGCUGAUAUGAAUUCAUUUCAUGUUUCCUCCAAUGGCUACUCUUCUUCUUCUGUUCCAUACGUGACAGGGAACUUGCAAGGCCAGUUUAAAACGAAAGAUCUAACAGAGUAUAAUUAUCCACCAAACCUCUGCAGAAAACCAACCAGUUCAAAGAGAAACAAAGAGAGAAUGCACCAUGCUGUAACCGCAGACAGCAGCUGCCAACAGGACCCCAAGCUAACUGUGAAAAAGGAAGAACAGACUGCAAGUCCUAGAGAGAGAAAAAAGGCUCCAAAGAGCAGGGACAACACAAAAAGAGAGCCAUGGAAGUAAAGAAUAUCAGACUGAGUAAUACCUAAAGAAAUGUUAAAAAUGUGUCAUCAUGUAUGUAGGGUACUUUGUUGGAUAUUAAACAACUUAUCCAGUA
Etheostoma spectabile (orangethroat darter) is the source of this 2180-nucleotide messenger RNA. RefSeq names its product ubiquitin carboxyl-terminal hydrolase 48. The coding region runs from base 167 to 2086 and encodes 639 amino acids. Gene Ontology annotation, cellular component: cytosol; nucleus. NCBI's taxonomy places the organism in Eukaryota, Metazoa, Chordata, Actinopteri, Perciformes, Percidae. The transcript has 10 exons. Gene Ontology annotation, biological process: protein deubiquitination. The record is from RefSeq and is a predicted model, not a curated record. Gene Ontology annotation, molecular function: cysteine-type deubiquitinase activity.